AUGGAAGAAUGCAAACCGGUCGCCACACCUGCAAACGCAAGCAUAAAGCUGUCUAAGGCAAUGUCUCCGAAAACCGAAGAAGAACGUAAUUCUGCAAGCAAACUGCCAUUCCAGAAUCUAGUUGGCUCACUAAUGUACUUGGCUGUUUCAACAAGGCCAGACAUCGCACACAUCGUAAGCGUAUUGAGUCAAUUUAACACCAACUACGGAAGUGCACACUGGGUGGCAGCAAAGCGAGUAUUGCGCUAUUUAAAAGGUACACCGAAUCUUGGAAUGACUUUCACUUCAACCAAAAACAGCACCUUAGAAGGAUUCGCCGAUGCCGAUUGGGGGUCAAAUAUUGACGACAGAAGAUCAUAUACCGGGUUCACAUUUAAAUUAGCGAACGGAGCAAUAAGUUGGGAGUCCAGAAAACAGCGUACAGUGGCUAUGUCAAGCACCGAAGCUGAGUACAUGGCGCUUUCUGAUUCAACCAAAGAAGCAAUACACCUGAAGAGGUUAGUCAGAGAAAUAACCGGCGAAGACAGAACAGUAAUCAUCUACAAUGACAACCAAGGCGCCGGUAAGCUAAGCAAAAAUCCGAUUUUCCAUAACCGCACCAAACACGUCGAUAUACGUCAUCACUUUGUCCGUGAAGCUGUUGAAAGAAAAGACAUUAUUAUAAAAUAUGUUAGCACUGAAGAGAUGCCAGCGGACGUUUUGACAAAAAGAUUGUCAGCAACCAAGCACAUUCAUUGUAUACAAAAUCUCGGAAUGAAACUGAUUUAA
Anastrepha ludens (Mexican fruit fly) is the source of this 768-nucleotide messenger RNA. RefSeq lists its product as uncharacterized. Lineage: Eukaryota; Metazoa; Arthropoda; Insecta; Diptera; Tephritidae. The record is from RefSeq and is a predicted model, not a curated record. The coding region runs from base 1 to 768 and encodes 255 amino acids. The transcript has a single exon.